Aethalodelphis obliquidens (Pacific white-sided dolphin) is the source of this 3937-nucleotide messenger RNA. RefSeq names its product zinc finger protein 546 (gene ZNF546). Gene Ontology annotation, molecular function: RNA polymerase II cis-regulatory region sequence-specific DNA binding; DNA-binding transcription factor activity, RNA polymerase II-specific. The coding region runs from base 833 to 3172 and encodes 779 amino acids. Gene Ontology annotation, biological process: regulation of DNA-templated transcription. Lineage: Eukaryota; Metazoa; Chordata; Mammalia; Artiodactyla; Delphinidae. The transcript is spliced from 4 exons. The record is from RefSeq and is a predicted model, not a curated record.
AACCUGGGGAGAAGUUGGUGCUAGGUGAGGCGGAGCAGGACUCGUCUGGGGUAGGGAAAGGGAUGGAGCUGUAGCCCAGAGUGAGGAGCCCAGGGCGCAUCGUGCCCGCAGCCUCAGGCCUGUAUUGGAAUGAGGAGAAGAGAGGGGGGAUUGUGUGACUAAUUGUGUGUGUGUCUGUGUGUCUGUGUGUGUGUGUGUGUGUGUGUGUGUGUGUGUGGUGUGUGCGCGCGCGCGCUCCCGCGCGCUUUCCAGAACCAAGUUGGGCCUCCUGUCGGUGGGCGCGGUUGUCAUUCUGAUGCUGGUGCUUGGCUCAGCGGUGUGUGUGACUGACCCACGCCCCUGCUGCUUUCCCCUUCCUUCCCUCACAGCCCGGGUGUCUGUACAGACUUUCCCAAGAGGAAGUCAAAUAUUGAACCCUAGAAUGAAGAUUCUCAGAAAGCAAGAAGACACAGUCCUGGGCUUGGUAUGGGGCUUUUAGAGCUAAAAGUGUCUCCAAGACAAACUCCUGGCUCGAAAUGGUGGGAGGGGUUCCUACUUGGAGGCGCUGUGGGUGCUGCUACAUUUUUCAGAACCACAGCUUUCCCAUAUCUCUGAUUCUAGGAAUCGGCUGUGAUUUCAGAGACAGGUUCCAGCCUCCCUGUCUCAUCUGGUCAUAUGUGUGAGGUCGGAGCUGAUGUGGCCCUGGAGGGAACUUCUCCGUCUCUCUGUGCUCUAAGAAAGGCCUGAAGAAGGUCUCAUGAUUUCCUUCUUCCCCAGUCCUGCCUUUCUCCCCCAAGAAGUAUCCUGAGCAGGAGGGGAAAAUUGUUGUUGCACAUCUAAAAGUACAGAUCAGAUGUCCUUGUCAUUCAGGGACGUGGCCAUAGACCUCUCCCAGGAGGAAUGGGAGUGCCUGGACGCUGUUCAGAGGGCCUUGUACAGGGAUGUGAUGUUGGAGAACUACAGCAACUUGGUCUCAUUGGGAUGUUCCUCUCCUAAGCCAGACGUGAUUACUUUGUUGGAGCAAGAGAAAGAGCCCUGGACGGUAAUGAGAGAAGGAACAAGAAGCUGGUACACAGAUUUGGAGUCUAAGUAUGUCACCAAGAAGUUAUUUCCGGAAAAGGAUAUUUGUGAAAUAUAUCUGUUUCAGUUGCAGAGAGUGGACAAAAGUAAAACUUACAUCUGUGAGGAUACCAUUUUCAGAAAUGACUUGCAGUAUAAACAUGAAUUUGAGAGACAAGAAGGACAUCAAAUGAGAUGUGGUAGUCAAGUGAUAAUCCAAAAACAUAUACCUCUUCUUCUGCAUCAGAAAAUUCAUGCUAGAGAGAAAUCAUACGAAUGUAAGGAAUGUAAGAAGGCUUUUAGACAACAGUCAUACCUUAUUCAACAUCUGAGAAUUCAUACUGGUGAGAGACCCUAUAAAUGUAAGGAAUGUGGGAAAGCCUUUUGUCGUGUAGGGGACCUUAGAGUACAUCAGACAAUUCAUGGUGGGGAGAGACCCUAUGAAUGUAACAAUUGUGGAAAGACCUUUAGGCUUCAUUAUCAUCUUACUGAACAUCAGAGAAUACAUUCUGGUGUGAAACCCUAUGAGUGUAAUGAAUGUGGGAAGGCCUUUAGUCGUGUUCGAGACCUUAGAGUACAUCAGACAAUUCAUGCUGGGGAGAGACCUUAUGAAUGUAAAGAAUGUGGGAAGGCCUUUAGACUUCACUAUCAGCUCACUGAACAUCAAAGAAUUCAUACUGGUGAGAGGCCUUAUGAAUGUAAGAUUUGUGGAAAGACCUUUAGGGUACAACGACAUAUUAGUCAACAUCAGAAAAUUCAUACUGGUGUAAAACCCUAUAAAUGUAAUGACUGUGGGAAGGCCUUCAGUCAUGGCUCAUACCUAGUUCAACAUCAGAAAAUUCACACUGGUGACAAACCCUAUGUAUGUAAAGAAUGUGGUAAGUCCUUUAGUUUUCAUGCAGAACUUACUCGACAUCAUAGAAUUCAUACUGGUGAGAAACCCUAUGAAUGUAAAGAAUGUAGAAAAGCCUUUCGUCUCCAAACAGAACUUACUAGGCAUUGUAGAAUUCAUACUGGAGAGAAACCCUAUGAAUGUAAAGAAUGUGGGAAGGCCUUUAUUUGCGGCUAUCAACUUACUUUACAUCUGAGGGUUCAUACUGGUGAGAUUCCCUAUGAAUGUAAGGAAUGUGGGAAAACCUUCAGUAGUCGCUAUCAUCUUACUCAACAUUACAGAAUUCAUACUGGUGAGAAACCCUAUGGAUGUAAAGAAUGUGGGAAGGCCUUUCGUCUUCAAGCAGAACUUACCAAACAUCACAGAAUUCAUACUUGUGAAAAGCCCUAUGAAUGUAAGGAAUGUGGGAAGGCCUUUAUUCGUAGCAAUCAACUUAUUUCACACCAGCGAAUUCACACCAAUGAGAACACCUAUGAGUGCAAGGAAUGUGGGAAGAUUUUUAGUCGUCGCUACAAUCUUACUCAACAUUAUAAAAUUCAUACUGGUGAAAAACCCUAUGUAUGUAAAGAAUGUGGAAAGGCCUUUCGCUUUCAGACAGAACUUACUCAGCAUCACAGAAUUCAUACUGGUGAAAAACCCUAUAAAUGUAAGGAAUGUGGGAAAGCCUUUAUUCGUAGCAAUCAUCUUACUCAACAUCACAGAAUUCAUACUGGUGAGAAACCCUACAAAUGUAAAGAAUGUGGAAAGACCUUUAGUCGGCACUAUCAUCUUACGCAACAUCACAGAAUCCACACUGGUGAGAAACCCUACAUAUGUAAUGAAUGUGGGGAUGCUUUUAUUUGUAGUUAUCAACUUACCUUACAUCAAAGAAUUCACACUGGUGAGAUUCCGUAUGAAUGUAAGGAAUGUGGAAAGACCUUUAGUCGCCGAUAUCAUCUUACUCAACAUUUUAGACUUCAUACAGGUGAGAAGCCUUAUGGGUGUAAAGAAUGUGGGGAUGCCUUUCGUCUUCAAGCAGAACUUACUCGACAUCACACAAUUCAUACUGGCGAGAAACCCUAUAAAUGUAAAGAAUGUGGGAAGGCCUUUAGUGUUAAGUCAGAACUUACACGACAUCACAGAAUUCAUACUGGUGAGAAACCCUAUAAAUGUAAAGAAUGUGGGAAAGCCUUUAUUCGUAGUGAUCAACUCACUUUACAUCAGAGAAAUCAUAUUAGUGAGGAACCCCCAUUCAUAAUGUAAAGAUACAGUGGCCUUUAGAAAAUGCCUUUUAUAACAACAGAAUUCAUAAUUGAUUUAAGAAAGUUUUUACUUGUUAGGGAACAUAUAGGAAUCCCUUUUGCUUCGUGCUCAAAACUUAACAGCAGUAGUUUUAUACUAUAUAUAUUGAUUUAAAGAGUUGAAAAAUUACAGCAUCACCCAGCCUUGGUUAACUUUAGAGAAUGAUACUGCUGCAGUACAUCUCAAACCAAGAUAAAGGGUACCCCUUCCCCCCUCAAAAUUGUUGUUGACCAAUACUUUUACAAGAUACAAUGAAAUUAGAUUACCAGAUACAUGAAACUGAAAGAAAAACAAACAUACAAAAUGAAAACCCCCAAUUUUUUAUUAUUGGACUUAACAGACAUAAAUUAGCUCUGUCAUUUUUCUGUAAAUGUCUCUAAAUGUUUGCUCUCGGUGUCUGUACCUUAAAUCAUUGCAGACCAGAAGCAAACAACCUGUGGACCAGCAUCAGUACAUGGACCACACUUUAUGUAGCAUUGUAACAGAAAAUAAUUCUGUUAAUGUAACAAAUGUGGGAAAAGACUUCAGCCAUAGCAAAUCUUUAGUAUAGUUCUCAUAAUUCCACCCCUGCCUGUGUGGUAUUGGCAAGACACUACUCCCCUCUGUGCUUUAUUUUAUUCUAUUUUACUUAAUUUCUUUUGUGCCUCAGUUUUAAAGUGGUGAUUAUAGUACCUACCUAAUAGUACUUUUGUAAGGAUGAAAUGUUAAUAAAAAACAAAACCUUUA